UGGCCCACACCCCGCACACCACCGCCGAUGGCGCGCCUCCACCGUGCCAGGAUGGGCCAUGAGCGGUACGCUGAGUGCAUGCGCAUCCUCCUGCUCGCGGCAGUGUGCGGAGCGCUAGGUGAGGAGGACCUAUUACUCGUUUUGGGCGCAUAUUGGGUGGUGAAAUGGCGCGCGUUCCAAGAGCUCGUCGCGCCGACACAUCUAGAUGGUAUGAGGUACGACUUCAUGGAGGUGCUUGGUGGGUUCGACUUCAAGGAACUGUUGAGGGGGGGGAGAGGAGUGCUAAGAAUUCCGGCACGUCUGUGUUUGGCAGUCACUCUGUGGAGAUUUUCUGCGCCGACGACGUUGCUACGCGAUCGCCUGUUCUGGGGCAUGGGGGAGACACUCGUAUGCGAGGUGUUCAAUGUCACCAUUGAGGCAAUAUACGAUCGAUGGGGACACCUUGUGCGGGAUUUGCAGGUCGAUGCUAUUCUUCCUAAGAUAGGCGACUUCUGUGAAGCAAUAUCUAGCCGCGGCUCGCCCCUUCCACGCUGUUGGGGCUUCCUCGAUGGCACAAUUCGAAAAAUCUGCCGUCCUGGUCGUUGGCAACGUAUGUACUAUAAUGGAUGGAAACGUCUCCAUGCCCUCAAGUAUCAGGCAGUAGAUUCUCCGGACGGUAUCAUUCGCCAGCUUUGGGGUCCUGCCCUCGGUCGCCGCCACGAUGUAGCGCUACUAGGGGAGAGCGACCUGCUUGCUGUGUUGAUGCAAUCGUUCAAUGAUGCUCAGGAAGAGCCGUACUACCUGUACGGUGCUCCGGCGUACCAGAACUCGCCGUGGUUGAUGUCGCCAUAUCGGGGUUUGUUGACCCCUGAGGAAGCUGGCUUCAAUUCCGCCAUGAGCAGUGUUAGGGUUCCGGUGGAAUGGGGGUUCGGUCGAGUCGUCGCCCAGUGGCCCUACGUAGACUACCACAAGAAGCAGCAGGUCGGUCUAAGCGCGUGUGGCCUCGGCAAGCAGUAUUCUGUCGCCGGCAUUCUCACCAAUUGCCAUUGCUGCUUCUACCCAAAUUCGACGGCACAGUACUUUGACCUCCAACCCCCGUCCCUCGAGGAAUACCUACAGGGAGAGGGGUAAGUAGAACGUACUUGAAAUGA
Ectocarpus sp. CCAP 1310/34 is the source of this 1130-nucleotide messenger RNA. NCBI's taxonomy places the organism in Eukaryota, Phaeophyceae, Ectocarpales, Ectocarpaceae. The record is from the annotation of a GenBank genome assembly.